This is a messenger RNA of Bacillus rossius redtenbacheri, 9897 nucleotides long. RefSeq lists its product as uncharacterized. Lineage: Eukaryota; Metazoa; Arthropoda; Insecta; Phasmatodea; Bacillidae. The transcript has 6 exons. The record is from RefSeq and is a predicted model, not a curated record. Bases 93 to 629 code for a protein of 178 amino acids.
CGGCCUGCCGCGUUGGAGUGCGGGCGUGGCCGUGGCGAGCUGCGAGAAGGAGAGCGUGCGUUCAGUGCGUCUGUGACACUCGAGCGGGAACCAUGUCCAAGUACCAGUACACGAGGUGCGAGUGCUUCUGGGAGUACCUGGUGCCCUUGACGCGCGUCUGGGGAGUCUUCACGGCAGUCGUGACAGGCGGGGUCGGCGUGGAUGUGGCGUUCCACCAUCACGUGAUGGGAGUGUACGUCAUGAUCGCAGCCGUCAUAGUCUUUCUGCUGGAGAUAACUUGGGCCAUCACGCUCUUCAUACAAGUGUGUCUAAGGAACGAGAACAGUCCGCUGCUGGCGUGCUGGGAGGUGGUGCUGUGGGUGGACAAGUGGAGGAAGACCAUCAUCUACACGGGCUUCUCCGUAGCGCUGUUCAUUCGCCCGCACCGCCUCUGGCUCUCUACGGUGGCAGGCGCGAUGCUGGUGACGCUGGCGUUCCUCUACUUGGUCCACUCGUUCAGACCCAAGUACCACAGCAAGGAGCCCUUGCUGGACAACAGGGAAGACAGCUACGACAGGUUCGAGGAAGCGGACGAGCCUGCCGGGCGCGAAGAGUCCAUCAUCGAGCAGGACGUGAUCCUGGAGAUGUGACGGGGCCACGGCUGCGGGGAGGGGGCGCGCCGCCCCUCCCCUGACCCCGCCCCUCGCUCCCCGCGCGGCGCCGGCGCCCGAGACGCCGCGGCGCCCCGCCAAGACGACGAGUACUAGAUCCGCGCUGUUGUCUGGAGUCGGGCAGGCGUGCAUGCAUGCCGUUAGAGACUUUGACUGUGGCCUCGUUGGACCACGCCUCGCCGUGAACGACCUCAAAAACCAAUAAUUAGGGACACCUGUAUUUCGCGAUUUAAUUUCAUAUCAAGGUAUUUCACAAAACACUCUAGCUUUUUCUAAGAGUCAUGGCCAGAGACCUGCAAAAUUCGCGGUUUCGAUGGCCUUCAGGAUAGACUGCACUCACACCUGUACACCCGGGCAAAUAACGCAAGUUCAUUGGCUGCCGACUUGUAAGUCGUCUCAGCUGGUUUGUCUGUGAUUCGAUCCUUCUUUGGUUGAGGGUUUAUAACUGGUUGAGAUUCGUCUAGAUGAACAGUAAACCAAUAGCAAAAUGAUCUAAGAGGUAUAUGUGUUUGAAUUCUAGCAAAUCACCGAAUGAAUCCGCGAAUUUUGCAGGUCUCUAGUCAUGGCAAAUUGUGAGGGUGCAGCAGUACGGUUACCACAUUCUCAUUGGCCCCGUCAAGAGUGGGACGUUACCUCUCACCGAUCUCAGCCAAUAACCACAGGAGAAAAGCUACAGUAUUUUGUGAAAUACCUUGACACGAAAUGUAUUCGCGUAAUACAGGUGUCCCUAUACCAACAAUUAGAGACUGGAAAAAUUCGCGCUUUCAGUGACCUCUAGGAUAGACUCCACAACCCCCUACUACACACUCAGGCAAAUGCCACCUGCUCAUUGGCUAUCGACUCAUGACAUCUGUCCACUGGGACGCUUGCGAUUCGAUAAUUUUUUUGGUUUGAAGGUUUUUCCAUUGGCUCAAAGUCCUUCAGACAAACUGUAAGCCAAUCACAGAAGCAACAUGAAGGUACAGUUGUUUGGAUUCUAGCAUAACGCGAAAUGAAUCCGCGUAUUUUUCCGGUCCCUACCAAUAAGAGCGUCACAAAAUCCGAACGAUCCUAUCGCGUGUUACCUGGCCGGAAGGUAAACUAUGGCAGCAGCCAAUGGAUAAUUUACGUCAACUGGUUUGUGUACAAGUGAGUGGAGUUCAUCCUGGUUUCCAAAAAAAAUUUAUUUUGCAUGUCUCUGCCAGUGGCGUAGCGUGCCAUCUCGGCGCCUGGGGCGGGAGACCAAUUUUGCCGCCCCCAUUCUAUAGGUGCUUAAUUAAAAUUAAAUUUCACAUGCAAUGAGGUACCUUUUAUUGAAGUUAAAAUAGGAUGAGCGGUUUUACAAGCGGAUUCUACGGGCCUUAUGAACAGCGAAGUCAGAAAUAACUUUGUCAAAAUCAGUAUUAGCAGCCAAUUCUUGUUCAAUCGACAAUAUAGCCAAGUUUGAUAGUCUAGCGGAGCUCAUAGUAGAUCUGAGGUAAUUUUUGAUUAGCUUCAACUUCGAAAAACUUCUCUCACAACUUGCAACACUAAUCGCCAAAGUCAAAUACUUAUAUACGAAUCAAGAUGACUAUAUUUGGAACCGAAAUUCCGAGAUUCAGUUUUUGAAUGAACUGGAGGAGCUCCAGUGGUCCUUUACCACUUAUAUCUUCCUCUGAUUCAGAACAGGCAAAAACAACACAUCUUUGAUUUCGGCAGGAGCAGAAGGCACGAUUUCAAUUAUGUCUUCUUUGUCAACAUUCACUUUUUAUGCAGGCUUAUGACUAGAUGCUUGAGGUACUUUUGAUGAGUCGACUUCGUCUUGACCCUGUUCUGUGGUGGGACCAGAACUACUUCCAACUGUGACGGCAGGUACGUCUUCUUCUUGUACCUGUAAAAUAAGUUAUGUAUUCCCAUGAAUAUUGGCCGGAGGACACGUUAGAAUUUCAAAUAAGUAUUUUAUCUAUCACAAAACAAAAGUGGUUUUGGUGACGGCGCGGUUUGCCGGGCUUAUAGGAAAAUUUACAAACAAAAUUGAUUUUGUAUGGCAGCUACCUUUUUUAGAGUUUCCCGGUAAAAACUGACUGAGUAAGCCAUGUUAUAGAUGUUAUUAAAAGAUAAAAUGACGAGAAAUUUGAGAAAAAUCGUUGACGCCAUUUUUGAGCUAAAUGAAAAAUUAUGUUUUCUUUGUGACAGGUACCAUAAAUAAUCAAGUUAUCCAAAAACAAAAAAAAAAAAUCCUAGACUACUACUAGAUUUACAAACAUCCCCUAUUGAAGUUUUAAAUUCAAGUAGCAGGACAAAAUUCAGUCGUAAACUUAAAAAGAUGUACCUUAACUCAAUGUAAUUUAUGUUAAUAUACUCCAUACUUUUUAAACAAUAAUCAAUGUUCAAACAGCUAUUAGAGAAAUUUUAAGUGUAUUAUAAAAUAAGAUUUAAUGAACGAGUGUGACUCCGUACUCGCAGACAAACCUAGGUGAAUAGGUUUUGCGAGACUAAUGUAAGAAAUAUUGUAACUUUUGUAAACAAUAAAUAAAUAAUAAUAAUAAAUAACUGGAGUAAUUCUAGGCCAUGCAUGAUUCUAGAUGGAGGAAUCAUAUACCUACUUACACUGGAAUCACUUCCGCUGCUGCAGGAUGCCACCGAAGACGUUAACGUGGCUUUCGAACCAGAACUGGAACUAAAAUAUUUCAGUAAUGCACCUUGAGACUUCUUCGCAUUUGAUUCUUUCUUAGCCUUUUUUUUUUUUUUGCGGAAUUCCGCACCGCUUUCUUUGACUCCUUUUCAUUUUCAAAAACUAGUUCAAAGAUUGGGUAAAGUUCUAAAUGUUUAGUUUUAGAAGAUUCAACAGUAUUUAAAAGAUCGAAACACAAUCAAAAUGACUUUCGUUCCGUAUCCGAAACUCUCGCGAAACAAACAUACGAGUAAAGCGUGAUUGCGUAACGGUACUUCACGAUGCACUAAAACAAACAAAGAUCAGUACUGUAGCAUGUGUGCUACAGCUGCUACCUUUGAUAAUGUCAAACUUUACAGUACAAUGCGUAGUACUAAAUUCAAUGAGUGCGAAAGAGAGGCAUUGACACGGGCCGACGCGUGAAACAAAAGAUUUUGUAUGAGUAAUUAACAUAAUAAGGAGUGCCGCUCAACUCGGCUCGCGCGCGCCGGGCGGCUCGGCGUGAUGCGAUGUUGCCAUUCGUAUGUAAACAAACAAACGUUAUAAAGAGCUCUGUCAGUGAUUUCGCAGUUUUUCUUUUAAAUAAAUAUUAAAAAAUAGUUGGUGCGCAAAAUUUUAGAUAAAAAUGGAACAUUAUAGUGUGUCUGACACAUGUAAUGAAUGAAUCAUAGAUCAGGUCACAACCCGCUUCACCGACGACCCGCCCCCGCGGGCUGCCGCCCGGGGCGGGCCGCCCCCUCCGCCCCACCCUCGCUACGCCACUGGUCUCUGCCCAUGAUUAGGUGCAUGUCUUUUUCGCGAAAAGAUUUCGAGAUUAGCUGAGAGUAAAAAUACUGUAACAUAGUAUGUUUUUCGUGAUUGGGAGAACUCAUUUCAGAUUCAUAGUUACUGUCAGAACACCAACCACAUUAACUCAGUGCGGAAGCAAACGCAUCCUGACUGGCUUGGUCAAAUAAGGCAAUGGCUUCUCUUGCAGAAGGUCGCCAAUUGAAAGGAAGAAACUGAUGGCGCAGGCAUAUCGUGUUGCAGUCUAAUGGGUGUUCAAAUCUUUUCGCGAAAAAUGCUUUCCCCUACCCAUGACCCAUGGGUAGAGCCACUAUCAUUUCACUCCAUGCUGGAAUCAAAUUGCAUGUAUACAAACAAUCAUUCUAAGGAUGUCCAUUCGUCGAUAACGAGAUCCUUUGGUGGGUUACAAGUAAUUGUGUAACCAUCCAUCUCCUAGUUUAAAACUGGCUCGGUUUCGUCAAGGGUAUGUCAAGAGCACUGUAGUCUUAUCACAAACGUAAAACAUGCAUAUAUGCUUUAAGUCUCUUUUGUUGCCCAGUUAGCUCGCGAAAUAAUAAUGGCACUAUUCAUGGAUAGUCUGGAAAGAUCGUAAAUAAAUUAUGUCCAUAUUCAAAUAAUUAAAUUUCAUACUAUCCAGCAAAAUCCUUUUUUGGAAAGAAGGUUGGAUGUGACUGCUACGAACGAAAAAUGACAUUUACUGAUUUAUAUACAAGUGCUUAAAUUCUUGCCUCGUGUCGAAAAAAAAAUGCGCAAAUUUAGUAUGUCUCUAGUUAUUUUGAGAAUAAUUCGAUAUCUGAUGUCCGUAUUAGCUGCUGCCACUUUUGAACCCUCCAGCCGGAUUGCAUAUGUUUGGGUCAUUUGAAUUUUGUAAUUUUUUUUAUUUAUUUGUUGACCUUCGUGGCGUGAACACAAAUUUCAAAUGAUCCAAUGAGGAGGCAGGUCAAGUGUAUAAUAGUAUGCAUUCCCGUGUCUCUUCGAAUAAUAACGUAUGUUGCAUAUCUAUUAUGACAACACAGAUCACGCAAGCCACGUGGGCCCAAAUUUUAAGCCUCGGACACUAACUUUGAAAGCAGUUGAGAACCUGGGUGUCCUAACGACCUUAGUUAACAAUUUGUUUUUUAAAAAUUAAACUUAUAUUUAAUCAAGCCUAUUUAGCAAGCUUGUUAAUCAAUAACAAGGUAAAAACCUUUGGCAGGUUACCUGUUAUUGGGUAAACACUUUUUACCUUGUUUUUAACUGUCUCAAGGCCAUCAAUGACGUGUCUAGGUAAUGCAGUCCAAUCAUCGACCUGAAGCUCAAAGUGGUCAAAGUCUACUUCGCUAACAAAAAAAAAAUCUUUGAUAUCCUUGCAUCUCUGUUAACAUCCUGACAGUUACUCUAGCUUCACUAUGUUCACCUGUGAAUGUUAGACGAAAACCAUUUUAUUUAAGAGAAAGUAUAAACAAAUGUGGGUUUCAGAAUAUACAACUGUUGGUGGACUAACUACUCAAGUCAGCUUAAGUCUUGUGUACACCGAUGUCCUCAAUUCAUACUGAUGUGUCAUUGAUAGGUGUUAAAAAUAUCCUAAAACUCCUAACAGGUGAUUGCUUAAAAAAAGCAGACGAAAACAUACAACUAUUUCUAUGUAAAGUGAUCAUGGGUAUGUCUAACUUUUAUUUCAGUGUUUUUAUAGCACUAUGCCACCCCCAUUUUACUGCGAAGGAGAAUUUUUCUGUCGGUCAUGUUUUCACAGGUUUAAGAUAGCUGUUAUAAAAAAAUACCAAUUUGUUAACUACCUGCCAUUUGUCUUCGAUAUUUAACUUAGAAAAAAAAUAUUUUAAAUUUAAUUUUUAUAGUGCAUAACUCUUUUAAUAAUACCUUAGGAAAAUGUUGUAAAUAUGUUAAGUUUUACUUUCUCGUGAGUAAUCACUUGUCAGUAUCGAUGUGUUUUGGAAACAUUCUGUAUAAAAUUGCGGAUCAAUUCGGUUUUAGAAAAUUUUAUUCCAGAUCCAAGCUUCGUGCAAUUUUUAAAAAGUCAGUCAAGUUUUCGUAACUAACAAUUUUUUUACGUCAUGUACUUCUAUUUUUAAACAUCUGGAUCACGCACAUAUUUUAUGUUCUUCUAAUGGUAUAGAAUUUUAUUUAUACUCGUUAUUUCAUACUUUUAACUUUUUUAAAUUUUUGUAAUUACUUCUCUUUUGUUUGAUUCAUGGAAGUUAAAAGUAAAUCAGUGGGUUCAUAACAGCAAUAUUUUCCAUGUUGAGAAUUGAAGGUAAAAUGAGAACAGCCCCUUUUCCCAUUACGUUUAACGAUAAUUUAUUGCUGAUAUGAUGUUAACAUUAUUGCAAAUGCAUACGCAUACUCUUUUCAUGGGGGUAUUUUUACUAUUUUUUCCUAGCGAUUUACUAUCGAGAUAUUAACAAAAUCUUUUAGCAGUGGUCUUCACACAGCUCAAUUGAUUUUCCUUACCAAAGUUACUUCUACUUAAGAACAGACACUCACUCCAUGGACCCUUAAAUGUAUGGCUUAUUUAUUGAGUAUUCUUCUACAAAUAAGAAACUUCUAUGAGUGGCGUUACUAAAAUUAGUUUUGGACUAUGUUUUUGCAUUUUAAAUUGAAUAUUGUUAUUUGGACUUACUCUAAUAACAUAUUCUCGGUUGUGACUGUCUCAAAGAGCAAAUCUAAAAACUAUUUUUUCUCGCCAUUUUUAUUAUUCAAGUGAUAGUCCUGAAACUUUGUUAUUCUCUUCCAUUAUAUAUUUUUUCGCAAUUGACAGCCCUGCGUAUUUGAGUGAUAUUUUAUAGCUCGCAAAUAACGUUUAUUAAAUAUGAUAAAAUAUAAAUUCAUAACAGAUAUUACUUGAUUGACCAGUCGUCAGUAUAUAAAUAAUUAAUAAAUUGGUUUAACAAUUUAUAACAAAAAAAACUAAAAUAUGGGGUACCUAGUUUAAGAGAUAAAGAACUGAAACAAAAUUGAAGUUAUUACUUAUGAAUUAAAACGCUGCGUAGUGAAAAUUCAUUUAAUAAGCUAGAAAUGUGAGUCUAUUGUCAGAAAAGAAACAAUCCUUUUAGAAAGGACAACUAUAAUUUGAGAUUAAAGGUAUUUAUUUUUAGUUAAAUUAUUCUUACUUGCAGCAGUAUUACUGUUUUAACUUUAGUUUGUGGUAUGAAAUAAAACAGCAGACUCGUUUACGUCUCUGAUUGAAAAAAGAAGUAGCGUAACAUGCAAUUAUAAAUAAACUAACAGUCAAGGUUGACUUGAGCUGGUCUGUAUUUAAGUGGCUUAUAUUUUUCUAAUGGAUAUAAUAAUCUUGUUGGUGGAAGCAGUCAUUUGCUCAGUGGUGUUAUUAUGUUACAUGUGCAGUUAAUAUGAAAGUUUUAAGCAUGCAUUAUGAACAGUUGAUAAUCUAUUUAGCGUCAAAUCAUGGGAUAAGUGUCUUUCACAUUAACUGCACAUUUAAAGCCAAAUGUAGUUUUAAAUAGAUCAAUUUAUAAUUAUUAAAAAAAUAAUAACUUUUACUCAAAUAAUUUUUAGAUAAUGUUUUAAUUGCAGAUUAUUCAGUUUAUGCAACACUUUGGAAAAAAAAUCAUUCGCUCAUUGCUUGUUUGAAAAUUAUUUAAAUUAAUAUAAAUAAUUUAAAGCAAGACCGGGACAUUGGCCAUAUUACUCAAAAAGUAGUGUUUGGAAACUAGUGCAGAAACUACCUUGUGCCUAUGUGUUUGCUGUUUUCAUGAAACACGUUCCAGUGUGAUGUGGUUAAAUUAUAGUGAUUAAUUUCUCAUCCCGAUAAAUUUAAUCCAGUGAUAUGUAGGCCUGAAAAUUAUUAAUUUGAUAUAACUCAUAAAUUCCGAAAAUAUUUAACCUCAGUUGUAAUAUUAGUUUCAGUCUAAAGUAAAAAGUGUGUACAUUUAUUUAUAUUAACAGAUAAGUAAACACCUGGAAAUUUCGCAUUAUUAUUAGUAGAGAUACUUGAAUUCGUACCGUUCUAAACUUGAACUGUUUUCCCAUUGGACCACAUGAAGUGCGGAUACGCUUGGAAGGACCAGAAAGCAAGAAAAGCGUUACAUAAUUCAAAUGACUCAAUCCGAUACAAUCUGGCCGGAAGUUCAAAUGAGGCAGCAGUCAAUGGAUAAUAGAAACAGACUUAUUUCUAUACAGGUGUGUGGAGUUUAUAAUGGCACCAGAAAUAUAGCAAUUUUUUAUGUCUGUAAUCAUCAUUUUAAUAUGUGUGAAAUAAUUUAUAAAUCUUAUUUCUUUUGUGAAAAAAGUGGCACCAAGCUAACGCUUUUUUUUUUAUAUAUAUAAUCAGGCAUUUCAGUAAACGUGAUUAGUCAGCACGACAUUUUUAAGAGCAGUGAAGAUAUCAGUUACAUCGUGUAGAUGCAAAUGGGACACAUAAAGCAAUAGUGUUAUUACAAGCUUUCAUUUAACGUCACAUGUUUUUUUUUUGUUUGUUUAGAUCAAAUCUUGCAAGUUUCUUUAAAACAACUUCCGCUUGAAAUAGACGGCUGAAAUUACACAUACUUGUUCAGUUUUGAUGACAGUAAAUUUAUUUCAUACACAGAUUCUGCCAUUUUAAAUUUUGGGCACCAAAUGGAAAGUCCGUUAUUAUUAUUAUUAUUAUUAUUAUUAUUAUUAUUAUUAUUAUUAUCAAAAAAUGAUUUUAUUUUUUUUUAAUUUUUAAAAAAAUACCUUAUUAAAUUAUAAUAAUACUUUUGUACAAACGGAUUCCGCCAUUUUAAUUAUGGCCGCCAUCUUUAAAUUUAGUCAUUAUUAUCCAAAAAUUUAAAUAAUUUAAAAAAUUAUUACAAAAUUCUUUAUAAAAUUUUAAUUGGAAAACUACAUGGAGUCCUGGCUUCGAACACAGUUUAUUACGCACUUAAUAUGUCUAAAAUUUGUAACAUUUGUAAAACGUGAACUCGGCAGUUGGGAAGCUUUCAUUUCACCCGAAAAGUUACAGAGUUCUCGGAAUUUUACUGUCAUAAUGUAUUUUAACCAACGCUAUUUUACUUAUAAGUACAUUUUAAUAGAAGUUUGUUUUUAAAAACAAUGUUUUAUAUUUAAUUUAAUUUUUAAUUGUUUUUUACUUUAUUUCUGUUCGGUGCUUCAAACUUGGAGUAAAUAGUGUUACUUAAAUUAUUUUUUGAACAAAUUUACCAUUUUUUUCAUUUAUUAGGACCAUAUGAGAAAAAAAAAUUUCAGGGUUAGGUGAAACGAAACUUCGAAUACAUACCAUCAACUCUUAAGAAUUCGAAAGAUUUUAUUUCGAGGAAAAAGAAUUUUUUAAAAAUAUUUUAGGUAGGAAAAUUCAGAAAUGCGCGUGUAGUUGACAAUGACAUUAUUUAUCUCUAUAUAUUUUAACAAAUAAAGGGUUUUUUUUAUAUUUUAAACCAUGUUCAGUGCUAUAUUUGAGUGCUUCAGGGAAUAUUUGACAUAAAAAUGAAUUGUUUGUAUCCUAAACUUAUAAAUAUGAAUUAUUUAUUUUAUAAAUAAAACUUUAAUAGUUUGAAGUUUUUUAACUUUAAUUAAUAUUGUAUUAUUCCUCCCUCUGGAGAUAUUCAUUUUCGAGGCACUCUUAAGCAUCGAAUUAGUAGUUUGUAUUUGCGAGCGUUUUUUUUUCAAUUUUUAUUCUUGUGACGUGAUUGUAAAAAAAAAUUUUUAACACAUAUGAUUGGCUUAUGUAACUUAAUAAUGUGUGUGCAAUUUUUUAUACUGUGUAUCAAUAACUAUUUAUAAAUAAAUUACUUUUCGCUGCUGUUUUGUAGCCUACAUAACAAUUUCGAUAAGUAGUCUAUUACUUGCAAGUGAUUAAACGAUAAAUAUAUAUGUAUGCAAGAAAAAUAAUAAAGU